Molecule: messenger RNA, 1143 nt
Organism: Rhodotorula toruloides NP11
Lineage: Eukaryota; Fungi; Basidiomycota; Microbotryomycetes; Sporidiobolales; Sporidiobolaceae
Product: alternative cyclin Pcl12
Exons: 4
Coding region: 1-1143 (380 amino acids)
Biological process (GO): regulation of cyclin-dependent protein serine/threonine kinase activity
Cellular component (GO): nucleus; cyclin-dependent protein kinase holoenzyme complex
Molecular function (GO): cyclin-dependent protein serine/threonine kinase regulator activity; protein kinase binding
Source: RefSeq, a predicted model, not a curated record
AUGCCGUCAGAUCGCUACUACGGAUACGAGGACCUCGCCCUCCUGUGCGAGCAUGUCAUCUCGUCCCUCUUCAGCGUCGCGCACCACCAGCAGCCCCCCGCGCCUGCACCUGCACCCUCCAAGAUCCCCAAGGAGCAGGCAGCACCCAACCUCGGCGAGUUCAUCGCCUACGCACUGUACCGCACCCGCCUGCCGACCUCGAUCACGCACCAGGCGCUCCUCCUCCUCAGCCGACUCAAGCAGCGCUACCCUUCGGCUCGCGGCACCUCGACCUCGCCCCACCGCCUCUUCCUCUCGAGCUUGAUGCUCAGCAGCAAGAUCUCGAUGGACGACACCUACUCGAACAAGAGCUGGCAGAUUGUCGGUCAGGGUCUGUUUGAGCUCCGCGAGGUCAACCAGAUGGAGCGCGAGCUCUUUGCUUUCCUUGGCUGGAACGUGGUUGUCAGGUCCGAGGAGUUGGACGACUGGGUGCAGGAGGUCGUCGCGCCGUACGAGGCCGAGAAGGAGCUCGCUCUCUCGCUCGCCAAGGCCGCGCAGCAGCAACAAUCACGACGAACGAUGGAGGACCGCAAGCGCCGGCGCGACUUGGACUUGCAGAUCCCCACCCCUUCCUCGUCGACUUCGCGCUCGCCCUCGCCCAACACGCUCCGCCACCGUCGCGCGUCCGAUGCUGCGAUCGCCCUCCUCCGCGGCAACCCCGCCGCCAUGACCUCUGCCUCGUCUUCCUCCUCGUCGUCGAUCUACGACGCCACCUCUUCGCCCGCCUCGUCCUCGCGCUCGUCCCGACGAAGAAGCCGCGCCGAAUACCGCACCGCAUCGCCCUACUCUCGCUCGUCCUCCCGCGCACCAUCAACAGUCUGUUCCUCCUACGCCACCUCUCCAGCGCUGAGUCACGGCGGACACGGGAUCAACACGCCCGUCUCGCCGUGCACGCCUGCUGGUCCGCUCACGCCCGAACAGCAGCCCGCCAAGUCGAUCAUGUGGCCCCCGCAGCAGACGAGCGCAGAGACGGUCGCGAAACUGGCGGCGUAUGCGGCGCUCAAUGCCCGACCGGGGGGCGAACCGACCGUCGUCGACUCGACGUCGGGCGUCGUCGCGCCGGACGCUAUCGAGGCUGUCCCGCCUUCCGCACCCGUGUGGUGA